This is a messenger RNA of Nymphaea colorata (pocket water lily), 1998 nucleotides long. RefSeq names its product probable GTP-binding protein OBGC2. Gene Ontology annotation, cellular component: mitochondrion. Lineage: Eukaryota; Viridiplantae; Streptophyta; Magnoliopsida; Nymphaeales; Nymphaeaceae. The record is from RefSeq and is a predicted model, not a curated record. Gene Ontology annotation, molecular function: GTP binding; GTPase activity. The transcript has 10 exons. The coding region runs from base 152 to 1654 and encodes 500 amino acids.
UCAUUCGCCCGUGCAUUCAGUUCGCCGGUGGCGACCUCAUAUCCACUCUGUAGCUCUGGUAUCUACUUUUCCAAGAUCUUCUAGUAGUGGCCCAGACGUGAGCACGGGGGUUUUAACACAAGUUAACAGAGAAACCGAGGGCGGAGAGAGCAUGGCUACGCAGCUCGUCCCUCCCAAUGCGACCUUCCGUCGUCUCCCUUUCCUCCUUUCUGAACCGAAGAGUCUCUUACUCUCUUCGUCCAACCCGAGGUUACAUAAGAGAUAUGGACAUUCGUAUGGUCCUACAUAUCGUGUGGUGCACUGUGGAAUUGCUAAGGUUGUGAAACAACCAAAACCUUCGACACCUGACUCAGUAACAAGGGAACCACAUAAGUAUUUUGAUCAUGUCGUUAUCACUGUCCGUUCGGGGGACGGUGGACAUGGUGCGGUUCUUAGCAUGCCGAGCCAAAAGGUAUCUUCAAAAUCUCUGGGCAAAAACGAAAAAGAGAAAACAAAAAAGAAAAGUUUGUAUAAAAGAGAUGCAGAUGGCUCACUUAUACUACCAAUGGGAGGCCAUGGAGGUGACGUGGUCAUAUAUGCUGAUGAGAGCAAGGAUUCAUUGCUUGAAUUCCAUAAGAAGACCCGGUAUAACGCAAAACGUGGAGGCAAUGUGGAUGCUAUGGGAGUGCUAACUUCCUUAUUACAUGAUGGAAUUGCUGCUCCAACAUUGCGCAUUCCAGUACCAGUAGGUACUGUGGUAAGACGCAAACAAGGGGGAAAGUUUCUUGCAGAUCUUGUGCGUCCGGAUGAUGAAGUACUUGUUGCCAGGGGUGGGCAAGGAGGAAUUAGCUUGCUGGAGAUGCCAGAGCAUAGGAGAAGAAGAUUUAUGGCCAUGACUAUGAACAUUGUGAGAGAUGAAACUGAUAAGGUAAUGGUUCUGGGUCAGCAAGGUGAAGAGGUCAAUUUGGAACUCAUACUAAGAGUGGUUGCUGACGUUGGGGUAGUGGGACUCCCAAAUGCUGGGAAAUCUACACUAUUAGCUGCCAUCACUCUUGCAAAACCAGAUAUUGCUGAUUAUCCUUUCACAACACUAAUGCCAAACCUUGGUCGUCUUGAUGGUGAUCCCAGCCUAGGAGCACAGGAAUAUACUUCUCAGGCAACAUUGGCUGAUUUGCCUGGUCUCAUUGAGGGCGCUCAUCUUGGAAAAGGUCUUGGUAGAAAUUUUCUGAGGCAUCUGCGUAGAACAAGACUACUGGUCCAUGUUGUUGAUGCAACAGCAGAGAACCCUGUGAAAGAUUUCAUAACCGUCAGAGAAGAAUUAAGAAUGUACAACCCAGAUUAUCUUAAUAGACCUCAUGUCGUGGUUUUAAAUAAAAUCGACCUGCCAGAGGCUAAGGAUAGGUUGCAUUCCCUGAUACAAGAGAUAGCAGCUAUUGGUCGCCCUGAGACACCUUCAGCCUUACCCAUGAAAGUGGAAGAAGCAAUGCCAGCAAUACCUUCCCAAAGUGAAGAAGAAAGCUUAUCCUCUCCUGGCUCUUUUGUUGAGGAGAACAAGGAGAAGGCUCUUGAAGACUAUCCACGGCCUCUUUCUGUUGUGGGUGUUAGUGUCCUCAAGCGCAUUGCUGUGGAUGAGAUGUUGAAAGAAAUACGUCGGUCUCUAAGAGAAGUAUCAUGAGAUGCAUGGAGAUGAUGAGGAUCUAGAUGAACUGAACAUCUUUGGCUAAAAGAUAAGUAGUGUGACCAUCAGCAUCAGCCUCAAUCCUGCUACGAGAAGCUGGCUUUAUGAGUUCCUGUCUACAAUUACUUCUUGAGGGCUCAUAUGGUGUAUUGAGCUUCGUAGGAUGCCAAUCCUCUUACAUCCAGGUCUGCGUUCAUCAUCAGCUGUCUCACAAUGCCCGGUGGCGCAAUGAUGUAACCUGAGUACUUGUAUCAUGUGUAUGACUCUUUGAGCAAAUACCAACCUGUUUUUGCACCACUGGGUUUUCUUAGAAUAUACGAUAUAACUGAUUUCCGCCUUCA